UCAAAAGCGUACGGAGUUUCCAGGAGGGCGGUCGUGUUACAAUCAUAAAGAAAGAAAGAAAGAGAGAGAGAGAGAAAGAAAGAGAGAGAGAGAAAGAAAGAGAGAGAGAGAGAGAACCUUUCUUCCCCCACGGUUAAUAUAAAAAUUUCUCGAUACGUACGGGUCCUGGAUUUCAACGCGCAUCACAAGAGAAACCUUAUUCAUUGUAUAGAAUAAUGGCGCGUCGUGUGAUUUGACAGUGCAGGAACACUUGAAUGGGAAAAGUGCCUCGAUAUUUUGUGAAAAUAUCCGGAUUUUGAAUAGUGGAGAGAGAUAGAAGAAAUUAAUUCUUCACGAUACGAAAAGGGACUGACGAAAAGGACGAAAAGGACGAAAACGAAGACGAAGACGACAAAGUGCGAGAGAGAAAAAGAGAAAGAGAGAAAAAGAAAAUAGAAAAAGAGGAAGAAAGAACAGAAGAGAUAGCUCGUGGACGAGCUCGAAGAAAUGACGGGGGAGGAGGGAAAGGGUGGCGGUGGCGCCGGUGGGAAUACGAACGUUAACGCGACUGACAAUGUGAAUAAUGUUAAUGCUAACAUCAAUACGAAUGUCAAUGUCAAUAUUAAUGCAAACACGAACGUCGUUCACCAAAAUGGCGGAACGGAGAAGGCGCCGGUCGUCGGUGGUACUAACGUUGAGACAUUGCCGCGCGCUGGAAAACAGAGUGAUCCAAGCACGUCAUUUUUGAGAGCAGCUCGCGCGGGUCAGCUCGAGAAGGUUUUGGAGUAUCUUGAAUCGGGCGUGGACAUAAAUGCAUCAAAUGCUAAUGGACUGAAUGCUUUGCACCUGGCAGCUAAGGAUGGCCACUUGGAAAUUGUACGAGAACUUCUUAGUCGUGGCGCAGUAGUCGAUGCUGCUACUAAAAAGGGAAACACCGCAUUGCACAUUGCUUCUCUUGCUGGACAAGAGGAGGUUGUACAAUUGCUCGUCCAACAAGGUGCUUCUGUGAACGCACAGUCACAAAAUGGGUUCACACCGCUCUAUAUGGCUGCUCAGGAGAAUCACGACUCUGUGGUCAAGUACCUCCUCAGUAAGGGUGCCAACCAAACCCUCACUACAGAGGACGGAUUCACUCCAUUGGCGGUGGCCAUGCAACAGGGUCAUGAUAAAGUAGUAGCCGUUCUAUUGGAAAAUGAUACUCGCGGUAAAGUUCGAUUACCUGCCCUCCACAUCGCUGCUAAGAAGGAUGAUUGUAAUGCGGCUGCCCUACUUUUGCAAAAUGAUCAUAAUCCGGACGUAACUUCGAAAAGCGGUUUCACACCACUUCACAUAGCCGCACAUUAUGGCAACGAUCGAAUUGCUUCCUUACUUUAUGAUAGAGGUGCGGAUGUAAAUUUUGCUGCUAAACACAAUAUUACGCCGAUUCAUGUAGCUGCAAAAUGGGGAAAAAUUAAAAUGGUAAAUCUUCUUAUGAGUAAAGGAGCAAAUAUCGAAGCAAAAACGAGAGAUGGCCUUACUCCUCUUCAUUGUGCAGCAAGAUCAGGUCAUCAUGAGGUUGUUGACAUACUUAUUGAAAGAGGAGCACCUAUUGGCUCUAAAACAAAGAAUGGUCUUGCACCAUUACACAUGGCUGCUCAAGGGGAUCAUGUAGAUGCCGCAAGGGUUCUACUUUAUCAUCGUGCACCUGUGGAUGAAGUAACAGUGGACUAUUUGACAGCAUUGCAUGUGGCAGCUCAUUGUGGUCACGUAAGGGUGGCCAAACUUUUACUCGAUAGAAAUGCAGAUCCUAAUGCACGCGCACUCAAUGGUUUCACACCUCUACACAUUGCGUGUAAGAAGAACAGAAUUAAAGUAGUUGAACUUCUCUUAAAACACAAAGCUAGUAUCGAAGCUACUACGGAGUCCGGAUUAACUCCGCUGCAUGUAGCAAGUUUUAUGGGAUGUAUGAACAUCGUCAUUUACUUGCUGCAACACGAAGCUAGUCCAGACAUACCGACAGUAAGAGGCGAGACGCCGUUACAUUUAGCUGCUAGAGCAAACCAGACUGAUAUUAUCAGAAUACUUCUUAGGAACGGUGCUCAAGUUGACGCUAGAGCAAGAGAGGAGCAAACACCGCUUCACGUUGCUUCCCGCUUAGGCAAUGUUGACAUUGUAAUGUUGCUAUUACAACACGGUGCUGGAGUUGAUGCCACAACGAAAGAUUUAUAUACUCCACUUCAUAUCGCGGCUAAGGAAGGUCAAGAAGAGGUUGCUUCAGUUUUAUUAGAAAAUGGGGCAUCACUUACUGCUACGACUAAAAAGGGUUUUACACCUUUACAUUUGGCAGCUAAAUACGGCAAUAUGAAUGUAGCGAGGUUGUUACUACAGAAAAAUGCACCAGUUGAUGCUCAAGGAAAGAACGGAGUAACUCCUCUUCAUGUAGCAUCGCAUUAUGACCAUCAGAAUGUAGCAUUACUUCUAUUAGAUAAGGGUGCUUCGCCACAUGCUAUGGCUAAAAAUGGCCACACGCCUUUACAUAUUGCAGCACGAAAAAAUCAGAUGGACAUUGCAACCACAUUAUUGGAAUAUGGUGCAAAAGCGAAUGCAGAAUCAAAAGCAGGAUUUACACCACUACAUUUAAGUGCACAAGAAGGACAUACUGAUAUGUCAACUUUGCUUAUCGAACACAAGGCAGACACAAAUCAUAAAGCGAAGAAUGGUCUUACGCCGUUACACUUAUGCGCACAAGAGGAUAAAGUCAAUGUUGCUUCUAUUCUCGUAAAGAAUGGUGCACAGAUUGAUGUUAAAACAAAGGCUGGUUACACACCAUUGCACGUUGCAGCUCAUUUUGGUCAGGCAGCAAUGGUACGAUUCCUUUUGCGCUCUGGUGCAACUGUUGAUAACAAUACCAAUGCUGGUUAUACGCCGUUACAUCAAGCUGCACAGCAGGGCCACACGCUGGUUAUUAAUUUACUGUUAGAAAGUAAAGCUAAGCCAAAUGCUGUAACCAAUAAUGGACAAACUGCUUUGGAUAUUGCACAAAAACUUGGUUAUAUCAGUGUUAUCGAAACUCUAAAGGUUGUAACAGAAACUAUUAUUACCACGACACAUACUAUCACUAUUGAAGAGAAAUAUAGAGUACAAGCACCUGAAUCUAUGCAAGAAACAUUCAUGAGCGACAGUGAAGAUGAAGGUGGUGGUGAUGAAAUCGGCAUAGCAGCUAUGAAUGUGUACGGGCAGCCUCCACACGCGCAACACGUGUAUCUUCCUUCUUACUACCAGGGCCAAAUGACCUAUACCCGUGAAGAUCCAAUGCUCAGCGACCAACAUCAAUACCGUUACAUGACUGUUGAUGAUAUGAAAUCUAUGGGAGACGAUUCCAUGCGUGUCAAUGUGACGGAUGAUGAGAGAGAUAAUCGACAUGCUGGAGCUCCUACAAUAACAGAAAUGAUCACCAAGGAAAAUUGUCAACGUUCAAAUGCCGCAAUUCUCAAGCCGGACAAUAUAGAUAUCAAUAGGCAUCCAGUUCACGUUGGUGCCUCUAUAGAGUUCCUAAUUACAUCGCUGGCUGUUCUCGGUACUGUGUCAAAAGGACAAGGAAUGUGGAGGGACAGCUUCCUGGUUUCUUUCCUGGUCGACGCACGGGGUGGUGCGAUGCGGGGAUGUAGACACAGUGGAGUUCGGGUUAUCGUGCCUCCUCGUAAAGCGGCGAUGCCGAUGCGAGUAACUUGCAGGUACCUAAGGAGAGAUAAAUUGACCAAUCCGCCUCCUUUAAUGGAAGGCGAGGCUUUAGCUAGUCGUAUUUUGGAACUUGGACCAGUCGGUGCUAAAUUUUUAGGACCCGUUAUCAUAGAGGUGCCACAUUUUGCAUCAUUAAGAGGAAAGGAACGAGAAAUAGUUAUCUUACGUUCCGAUAAUGGAGAAACUUGGCGCGAACAUACCCUAGAGGCUAGCGAGGAAGCUGUACAGGAUGUUCUUAAUGAGAGCUUUGAAGGAGAAGAAUUAAGCCAGCUAGAAGAUCUCCAAACGUCACGCAUCGUAAGGAUACUUACCGCAGAUUUUCCACAUUAUUUCGCGGUUGUCUCUCGCAUAAGGCAAGAAGUACAUGCAGUUGGACCGGAAGGUGGUACUGUAUCUUCAUCAGCCGUUCCUCAGGUUCAAGCUGUCUUUCCACCUGCAGCUUUGACCAAAAAGAUUAGAGUUGGCUUACAGGCCCAUCCUAUACCAGCUGAAUUAGUAGCAAAACUACUAGGUAAUCGAGUCGCAGUAUCGCCCAUAGUUACGGUAGAACCACGACGGCGAAAGUUCCAUAAGCCCAUAACUUUGACUAUACCGGUACCACAAGCAGCUAAUAAAGGCAUGAUUAACCAGUACUCGGGGGAUGCACCGACUUUAAGGCUCCUGUGCAGCAUAACUGGGGGUCAGUCUCGGGCAGUCUGGGAGGAUGUCACAGGUUCUACACCAUUAACUUUCGUCAAGGAUUGUGUCUCUUUCACUACCACGGUAUCUGCUCGUUUUUGGCUAAUGGACUGUCGAAAUAUUUCGGAAGCGACAAAAAUGGCAACAGAAUUAUAUACCCACGCUACCCAUGUACCAUUUAUGGCUAAAUUUGUAGUCUUUGCGAAACGUAUAGAUCCUUUGGAGGCCAGGAUACGUGUAUUUUGUAUGACUGAUGAUAAAGAGGAUAAAACUCUUGAACAUCAAGAGCAUUUUACAGAAGUUGCGAAGAGUAGAGAUGUUGAAGUGUUAGAAGGUAAAACUCAAUACAUGGAAUUUACGGGUAAUCUUGUACCAGUAUUAAAAAGCGGCGAACAGCUUCAAUUACCAUUCAGAGCGUUUAAAGAAAAUAGAGUACCGUUUACUGCGCGGAUAAAAGAUCCAGAUGCAGCAGAUAUGAUGGGUCGAAUAAUGUUUAUGAGUGAACCUAAGGUUCCUAAAGGCGAGGUGCCACAAACACCGAUAUGUACAUUGAAUAUUUUGUUACCUGAAAAGAUUUCUCCUGAGCCUGCUGUUUCAGAAUUGGAUUUACUUGAAUUAUCAAAAAAUUACAGUUUUCUACGCGAUGGUGGAAUCAGUCGACCAGAUGCUAUACAUAGAGCAACUAUACGUUUAAGGGAUAUAGCGAAUUUACUAGGCAAGGACUGGGAAAAAUUAGCAGAAGAACUUAACAUUGCUUCCAACGAUGUCUCUUUGAUAAAACAGGAAUAUCCUGAUAAACCAGCUCAACAAGCGGCAGCAAUGUUCAAAGUCUGGCAAAGUAAUGGAAAUAAAGCAACGGGUAAUACCUUAGAAAAGGCGCUCAAUAAAAUUGGCCGAGAAGAUAUUGUAAACAAAUGUAUAUUUAACGUAGAACUUGUCACUGAUGAUGUCGAAAAAGCAGUUGCAAGAGUUCAGUUAGAUCAACCAGGUUUUGACUCCUUGAAAGAGGAGUUAGGACCUUCAAGGGACACAUCUCUUCGACGCGAUGCAACUAUGGAUCCAAAAAUGGACCCUGAUUAUGAAGAACCAGAUAGAAUGAAGGAAUCUGAAUCCAUAGAAGAGCUUAGUAACAUCAGUCGUUUGCAGGAUAAACGAUCUAAGCAGCAUGUCACAAUCGCAAAUGGCACUGUAUUCAACGGAACCUCGACCCCUGUCAAAGAUAAAUAUGCAAGUGAUGAGAAAGAAUUGGGAGAUAUGAUGGCUGAUUUCAUUGAACAUAAAUGUCACGUUACCGACACGAUGAGCAAAAAGUCACGCGACGAGCUUGAUGACGAAGAAAAAAAGCGGCAAAGAGUGAUUGCUGACGCUAAUAAAAUUGUUUCUGGUGUAAUAGCAGAGGCAGAGAAAGAAAAGGAGAAGUUAGCGAAGGAAGGGUGGUCGGUGUUUUAUGAUGAUAUGCGGGACAGUGAGAAGGUGAGAGGUGCUGUAGGGCAAACUUCAUUUGAUAAAGAGAUAGUUAGAAGUUCAGAUCAAUUCAGGGAUGCGGAAUUAGGUAUAAUUCUACAACCAAAAGUUAGAGAUGAUGUAGAACCUCUUAUAAUUAAACAAGAACGAGCAUAUGGUAGGAAAAAGGAUUCAAAAAAACAAAUUUCUUUCCCAAAACAAGCAGGAAUUUUAAAGAAGGAUUUAAUAGUAGAAAAACCAGUUGUUAGAGAGAUUACGAUUAUAAAAGAUAUUAAACCCACAGUAGUUAUAACAUCCACAGAGUCUUCUACUUUACCUCAUGCUAAAGUAGAAGUUAGUGAAAAAGAGAAGAUGUAUAAAGAAGGUAAAGAAGUAGAUGAGAAGUUGUUACAAGAUGAUGGACCAUGUCAAUCUAUAAAAGAUACUGAUAAAAAGAUUAAAAUGACAGAAAUAAAAACGAAUAUUGGAACGGAUGUUCCAACGAAAAGCGAAGUAGAACAAGAUGUAACAUCUAUUAUCGAUAAGCGUCUUUCUGCGUAUAAAGAUGUAUAUGAUGCUCAAAAUCCCGCAAAGAAUCUUGACGAAGAAACAACUGAUACAUCAAAAAAGGUAAAAGAUAAAAGCAGUGGUAUAUUUUCAAGUAUUUUUAAAGGCCCUAAAUUAAAGAAGGAUAAAUCUAAAGAUUCAAAAGAGACAUCUUUCGAUAGUGGAGAUGAAGAGAGUAAAACUCCUUCGCUUUCCGAUAUAGUAUCAAAACCUAUAAGUAUAUCUCAUGAUAAAGAUCCUUCAUUACAAAAAGAUUCAGAAACUGGUCUAUCUGAUAUUAAACUUACAACUAUAAAUUUAUUGGAGGAUGCUAAGAAUACUGCUGCUCUCUUACAUGCACCAACAGAAUCUAAUGAAAUAAAUGGAUCAGUAACAAUUUCUGUAGAAGAUAAAAAGGAUAGAUCAUCGACCGAAGCUCAUACUAAGCCUCAAAUAGUAUCAGAAGUAAAAGAAAAAAUUACGAUCGUAGGAAUUAAAAAAGAACAUAUUAAUGGAACAACAACGAUCAAACCAAACCAGACAAUAGAUUCUCUUGAUGGUACAGACAAAAAUAUAGAGCAACAAGAUAAUCAGAAACUUGAAAUAAUGUCAAAGAGUAGUCCAACUAAACAAGACAAUGUUCAAAAAUCUGACUUAAAAGAAUCAUUAAAGAAAGAAGAUAAAGAUGAUAGUGAUACAGGUACACCUGGUAAAGAACGUGGUGGUUUAUUCGGAAUAUUUAAAAGUCCAAAAUCGAAAGAAAAAAAAACGAGUAAAAUAAAAGAUUCAUAUUUAGAUUAUAGCGAUGAAGAACUUAAAUCUACCACAGAAAAAUUCCUUGAAGAAACACGUAAAGUUGCCAACGAAGAUGUAAUUCAUGUAGGUUACAAGACAGAGGAUACAAAAUCUCUUGCUACAAGUCCAGUAACUACGUUUAGUGCUGCUACUUACGAUAGCUCUGAUGUACCAAUAGAUAAAGUUAGUAAGCAUUCAUAUGAUGUAACGGAUAAAUAUAAAUUGGAAUCAACUCCACUAGCGGAUAAGAAAUCUGAUAAAGACACUACAGAAGAGAGUAAGGAGAAGGGUAACUUCUUUGGGAUAUUCAAAAGUCCUAAACUAAAAUCUAAGAAAGGGACAAGAGAUCGUAGUACUUCGAAGGAGAGAUCAUUUGAUAGCGCAGAUGAAGAUUCCUAUAAUGCAGAUGUAAAAUAUACUGAACAUUCAAGUAAAUCAUCGAUUCAAAAAGAAGAAGAAAACCAGGAAUCAGGAUCAGGAGAUGAAGGGAUUAAAGAAAAAAGCGGUGGACUUUUCGGAAUGUUUAGAAGUCCCAGAUUGCAACGUAGUUCUCGAAGUAAAUCUAAAGAAAAAAGUUUACCUCCUGAAAUACCACAAAAUAAUUUUAAAGAAACAACAGCCGCAUUCCUAGAGGAUACGCGCAAUACUGCCGAAUUGAUCAGCAGUUAUCAACAAUCACCUAUAAUUUCACCACGAACUCAAGAAAAUGCGUUUAAAGAAAAAACUCCACCUACAAAAAAAGCAUCUAUUGAUAAAACUGAUACUGCAUCUCAAAGAGUUGUAAACGGUGUAAAAGAUAUGAAAGAUGCUGUAGCAAAAGAACUGAAAGAAGAUAUUAAAACUGUAAAAACAGCACUCACUGUUGAUAAUGGUACUGUUGUGGAUGUUGCCCAAUCUGCAAAAGAUAAAGCUGUGAAAGAAACUAAAAAAGCAAAGGACAAAACAUCUGGAUUUUUCUCAGGUAUAUUCAAGGGAACUAAACAUACAGCUGAAGACAUUUGCGAUGAUGUUAAAGAUUUUGUAGUAGAAUCAAAAACUGAAGCUGCCAAAGAAGAAUCUCAUGCAAAAGAAGCAGCUUCACAAACUGUAAAAGCUACUAAUGACGCAAAAAAUAAACUUACUACUAGUGUUAAGGAUAUGAAAGAUAAGACAGUAGCAGAAAUGCAAGAUACUAAGGAGAAAAUAGCUGCUAAUAUUAAAGAUGGAAAAGAUAAAACAGUAACUAUAACGCAGGAUAUGAAGGAGAAAAUAGUAACUGUUGCUAAAGAUACAAAGGACAAAGUAGUAAUUGGAGCACAGGAUAUCACUGAGAAAACAGUAGCUGGUGUAAAAAAUGCAAAAGACAAAACAGUAGAAAAAGCCGAGGAUCAUACAAAUAAAGCAGUAGCUGGUGUAAAAGAUAUCAAAGAUAAAACUGUUUCAGCGGUUACAGACGUAAACGAGAAAAUUAUGCUUCAUAGCAAAAUAGCUGUUGAUAAAACAGAAACAAUAGCUCACGGAGUUGCAGAUAAUGUGAAAGAUGCAAAAGAUACUAUAGGAAGAGAAUUAAAAGAAGAUGCUGAAGUUGUAAAGGGGGCACUUACGGCAGGUACUACUACUGUUAUAGAUGAUGUCCAAUCAGUAAAAGAUAAAACUGCAAAAGAAACUAAAAAAACUAAAGAUAAAACAACGGGAUUUUUCUCAGGCAUAUUUAAAGGAGCUAAGCAUGCGGUAGAAGAUAUUUCUGAUGAAGUUAAAGGGUUCUUAGAAGAAACUAAAGUCGAAAUUGAAGAAGAAGAGGCACGUGUUAAAGAAACUGCUUCACGAGCUGCUAAAUCUGUUGAUGAUGUAAAGAAUAAGACUAUUCUUAAAGUUAAAGAUUUAAAAGAUAAAACAGCAAUAGAAGCGCAAGAAGCUAAGGAGAAAACUGUCGCUGAUGUUAAAAAUUCACAAGACAAAGUAAUAUGUGGAGCAAAAGACAUUGCAGAUAAAGCAUUGACUGAUGUAAAAGAUGUUAAAGAGAAAACAAUGGAAGGGACAGAAGAUAUCAUAGACAAAGCAAUAAUCAUAGUAAAAGAUACCAAAGAUAAAACUGAUACAGCAACGAUAAAGAUAGAAGAAAAAAUUUUAGAAGACGGGAAAAAAUCUGUUGAUAUAGUAGAAACUGUAGCACAUGGAGUUGUGGAGAAAGCGAAACAUACGAAGGAUGAUGUAACAGGGGAACUGAAAGAAGAUGCCGCACUUGUAAAGGAUACGCUUUCCACUAGUGUUGAUGCUGUUGCAGAUAGUAUGCAGUCAACGAAAGAUAAAGCUGACAAGGAAACUAAAAAAGCUAAAGACAAAACAUCUGGAUUUUUCACUGGUAUUUUUAAGGGUGCUAAGCAAACAGUUGACGAUGCUUCUGAAGAUGUAAAAGAAUUCUUGGAGAAAACAAAAACCGAAGCUGCUGAAGAAAAAGCACGUGCAAAGGAAGUUGCUUCAAGAGCUACUAAAUCUGCGGAUGAUGCAAAAGAUAAGACAAUUGCUGGAAUUAAAGAGCUGAAAGAUAAAACAGUAGCAGGAGCAGCAGAUGUAAAAGACAAAACAUUAGCUGGCAUGAAAGAUGCAAAACAUAAAACUGUUGUUGCAACGGAAGAUAUCAAAGAGAAAGUAGGAUUUGGCUUAAAAGAUGCUAAAGAUAAAGUAGUAAGUGAAGCACAUGAUAUUACACAUAAGGCAGUAAUUGGUGUAAAAGAUGCAAAAGAAAAAACAGUGGAAGGAGUAGAACAUGUCACGAAAAAAACAUUAGCUGACGUAAAGGACGUCAAAGAUAAAGCAGUUGAUAUAGGAGCAGCGGCAGGCGACAAAAUGAUUUCCGGUGGAAAAAAAUCUGUUGAUAUAGUAGAAACUGUAGCACAUGGAGUUGUGGAGAAAGCGAAACAUACGAAGGAUGAUGUAACAGGGGAACUGAAAGAAGAUGCCGCACUUGUAAAGGAUACGCUUUCCACUAGUGUUGAUGCUGUUGCAGAUAGUAUGCAGUCAACGAAAGAUAAAGCUGGCAAAGAAACUAAAAAGGCUAAAGACAAAACAUCUGGAUUUUUCACUGGUAUUUUUAAGGGUGCUAAGCAAACAGUUGACGAUGCUUCUGAAGAUGUAAAAGAAUUCUUGGAGAAAACAAAAACCGAAGCUGCUGAAGAAAAAGCACGUGCAAAGGAAGUUGCUUCAAGAGCUACUAAAUCUGCGGAUGAUGCAAAAGAUAAGACAAUUGCUGGAAUUAAAGAGCUGAAAGAUAAAACAGUAGCAGGAGCAGCAGAUGUAAAAGACAAAACAUUAGCUGGCAUGAAAGAUGCAAAACAUAAAACUGUUGUUGCAACGGAAGAUAUCAAAGAGAAAGUAGGAUUUGGCUUAAAAGAUGCUAAAGAUAAAGUAGUAAGUGAAGCACAUGAUAUUACACAUAAGGCAGUAAUUGGUGUAAAAGAUGCAAAAGAAAAAACAGUGGAAGGAGUAGAACAUGUCACGAAAAAAACAUUAGCUGACGUAAAGGACGUCAAAGAUAAAGCAGUUGAUAUAGGAGCAGCGGCAGGCGACAAAAUGAUUUCCGGUGGAAAAAAAUCUGUUGAUAUAGUAGAAACUGUAGCACAUGGAGUUGUGGAGAAAGCGAAACAUACGAAGGAUGAUGUAACAGGGGAACUGAAAGAAGAUGCCGCACUUGUAAAGGAUACGCUUUCCACUAGUGUUGAUGCUGUUGCAGAUAGUAUGCAGUCAACGAAAGAUAAAGCUGGCAAAGAAACUAAAAAGGCUAAAGACAAAACAUCUGGAUUUUUCACUGGUAUUUUUAAGGGUGCUAAGCAAACAGUUGACGAUGCUUCUGAAGAUGUAAAAGAAUUCUUGGAGAAAACAAAAACCGAAGCUGCUGAAGAAAAAGCACGUGCAAAGGAAGUUGCUUCAAGAGCUACUAAAUCUGCGGAUGAUGCAAAAGAUAAGACAAUUGCUGGAAUUAAAGAGCUGAAAGAUAAAACAGUAGCAGGAGCAGCAGAUGUAAAAGACAAAACAUUAGCUGGCAUGAAAGAUGCAAAACAUAAAACUGUUGUUGCAACGGAAGAUAUCAAAGAGAAAGUAGGAUUUGGCUUAAAAGAUGCUAAAGAUAAAGUAGUAAGUGAAGCACAUGAUAUUACACAUAAGGCAGUAAUUGGUGUAAAAGAUGCAAAAGAAAAAACAGUGGAAGGAGUAGAACAUGUCACGAAAAAAACAUUAGCUGACGUAAAGGACGUCAAAGAUAAAGCAGUUGAUAUAGGAGCAGCGGCAGGCGACAAAAUGAUUUCCGGUGGAAAAAAAUCUGUUGAUAUAGUAGAAACUGUAGCACAUGGAGUUGUGGAGAAAGCGAAACAUACGAAGGAUGAUGUAACAGGGGAACUGAAAGAAGAUGCCGCACUUGUAAAGGAUACGCUUUCCACUAGUGUUGAUGCUGUUGCAGAUAGUAUGCGGUCAACGAAAGAUAAAGCUGACAAGGAAACUAAAAAAGCUAAAGACAAAACAUCUGGAUUUUUCACUGGUAUUUUUAAGGGUGCUAAGCAAACAGUUGACGAUGCUUCUGAAGAUGUAAAAGAAUUCUUGGAGAAAACAAAAACCGAAGCUGCUGAAGAAAAAGCACGUGCAAAGGAAGUUGCUUCAAGAGCUACUAAAUCUGCGGAUGAUGCAAAAGAUAAGACAAUUGCUGGAAUUAAAGAGCUGAAAGAUAAAACAGUAGCAGGAGCAGCAGAUGUAAAAGACAAAACAUUAGCUGGCAUGAAAGAUGCAAAACAUAAAACUGUUGUUGCAACGGAAGAUAUCAAAGAGAAAGUAGGAUUUGGCUUAAAAGAUGCUAAAGAUAAAGUAGUAAGUGAAGCACAUGAUAUUACACAUAAGGCAGUAAUUGGUGUAAAAGAUGCAAAAGAAAAAACAGUGGAAGGAGUAGAACAUGUCACGAAAAAAACAUUAGCUGACGUAAAGGACGUCAAAGAUAAAGCAGUUGAUAUAGGAGCAGCGGCAGGCGACAAAAUGAUUUCCGGUGGAAAAAAAUCUGUUGAUAUAGUAGAAACUGUAGCACAUGGAGUUGUGGAGAAAGCGAAACAUACGAAGGAUGAUGUAACAGGGGAACUGAAAGAAGAUGCCGCACUUGUAAAGGAUACGCUUUCCACUAGUGUUGAUGCUGUUGCAGAUAGUAUGCAGUCAACGAAAGAUAAAGCUGACAAGGAAACUAAAAAAGCUAAAGACAAAACAUCUGGAUUUUUCACUGGUAUUUUUAAGGGUGCUAAGCAAACAGUUGACGAUGCUUCUGAAGAUGUAAAAGAAUUCUUGGAGAAAACAAAAACCGAAGCUGCUGAAGAAAAAGCACGUGCAAAGGAAGUUGCUUCAAGAGCUACUAAAUCUGCGGAUGAUGCAAAAGAUAAGACAAUUGCUGGAAUUAAAGAGCUGAAAGAUAAAACAGUAGCAGGAGCAGCAGAUGUAAAAGACAAAACAUUAGCUGGCAUGAAAGAUGCAAAACAUAAAACUGUUGUUGCAACGGAAGAUAUCAAAGAGAAAGUAGGAUUUGGCUUAAAAGAUGCUAAAGAUAAAGUAGUAAGUGAAGCACAUGAUAUUACACAUAAGGCAGUAAUUGGUGUAAAAGAUGCAAAAGAAAAAACAGUGGAAGGAGUAGAACAUGUCACGAAAAAAACAUUAGCUGACGUAAAGGACGUCAAAGAUAAAGCAGUUGAUAUAGGAGCAGCGGCAGGCGACAAAAUGAUUUCCGGUGGAAAAAAAUCUGUUGAUAUAGUAGAAACUGUAGCACAUGGAGUUGUGGAGAAAGCGAAACAUACGAAGGAUGAUGUAACAGGGGAACUGAAAGAAGAUGCCGCACUUGUAAAGGAUACGCUUUCCACUAGUGUUGAUGCUGUUGCAGAUAGUAUGCAGUCAACGAAAGAUAAAGCUGGCAAAGAAACUAAAAAGGCUAAAGACAAAACAUCUGGAUUUUUCACUGGUAUUUUUAAGGGUGCUAAGCAAACAGUUGACGAUGCUUCUGAAGAUGUAAAAGAAUUCUUGGAGAAAACAAAAACCGAAGCUGCUGAAGAAAAAGCACGUGCAAAGGAAGUUGCUUCAAGAGCUACUAAAUCUGCGGAUGAUGCAAAAGAUAAGACAAUUGCUGGAAUUAAAGAGCUGAAAGAUAAAACAGUAGCAGGAGCAGCAGAUGUAAAAGACAAAACAUUAGCUGGCAUGAAAGAUGCAAAACAUAAAACUGUUGUUGCAACGGAAGAUAUCAAAGAGAAAGUAGGAUUUGGCUUAAAAGAUGCUAAAGAUAAAGUAGUAAGUGAAGCACAUGAUAUUACACAUAAGGCAGUAAUUGGUGUAAAAGAUGCAAAAGAAAAAACAGUGGAAGGAGUAGAACAUGUCACGAAAAAAACAUUAGCUGACGUAAAGGACGUCAAAGAUAAAGCAGUUGAUAUAGGAGCAGCGGCAGGCGACAAAAUGAUUUCCGGUGGAAAAAAAUCUGUUGAUAUAGUAGAAACUGUAGCACAUGGAGUUGUGGAGAAAGCGAAACAUACGAAGGAUGAUGUAACAGGGGAACUGAAAGAAGAUGCCGCACUUGUAAAGGAUACGCUUUCCACUAGUGUUGAUGCUGUUGCAGAUAGUAUGCGGUCAACGAAAGAUAAAGCUGACAAGGAAACUAAAAAAGCUAAAGACAAAACAUCUGGAUUUUUCACUGGUAUUUUUAAGGGUGCUAAGCAAACAGUUGACGAUGCUUCUGAAGAUGUAAAAGAAUUCUUGGAGAAAACAAAAACCGAAGCUGCUGAAGAAAAAGCACGUGCAAAGGAAGUUGCUUCAAGAGCUACUAAAUCUGCGGAUGAUGCAAAAGAUAAGACAAUUGCUGGAAUUAAAGAGCUGAAAGAUAAAACAGUAGCAGGAGCAGCAGAUGUAAAAGACAAAACAUUAGCUGGCAUGAAAGAUGCAAAACAUAAAACUGUUGUUGCAACGGAAGAUAUCAAAGAGAAAGUAGGAUUUGGCUUAAAAGAUGCUAAAGAUAAAGUAGUAAGUGAAGCACAUGAUAUUACACAUAAGGCAGUAAUUGGUGUAAAAGAUGCAAAAGAAAAAACAGUGGAAGGAGUAGAACAUGUCACGAAAAAAACAUUAGCUGACGUAAAGGACGUCAAAGAUAAAGCAGUUGAUAUAGGAGCAGCGGCAGGCGACAAAAUGAUUUCCGGUGGAAAAAAAUCUGUUGAUAUAGUAGAAACUGUAGCACAUGGAGUUGUGGAGAAAGCGAAACAUACGAAGGAUGAUGUAACAGGGGAACUGAAAGAAGAUGCCGCACUUGUAAAGGAUACGCUUUCCACUAGUGUUGAUGCUGUUGCAGAUAGUAUGCAGUCAACGAAAGAUAAAGCUGACAAGGAAACUAAAAAAGCUAAAGACAAAACAUCUGGAUUUUUCACUGGUAUUUUUAAGGGUGCUAAGCAAACAGUUGACGAUGCUUCUGAAGAUGUAAAAGAAUUCUUGGAGAAAACAAAAACCGAAGCUGCUGAAGAAAAAGCACGUGCAAAGGAAGUUGCUUCAAGAGCUACUAAAUCUGCGGAUGAUGCAAAAGAUAAGACAAUUGCUGGAAUUAAAGAGCUGAAAGAUAAAACAGUAGCAGGAGCAGCAGAUGUAAAAGACAAAACAUUAGCUGGCAUGAAAGAUGCAAAACAUAAAACUGUUGUUGCAACGGAAGAUAUCAAAGAGAAAGUAGGAUUUGGCUUAAAAGAUGCUAAAGAUAAAGUAGUAAGUGAAGCACAUGAUAUUACACAUAAGGCAGUAAUUGGUGUAAAAGAUGCAAAAGAAAAAACAGUGGAAGGAGUAGAACAUGUCACGAAAAAAACAUUAGCUGACGUAAAGGACGUCAAAGAUAAAGCAGUUGAUAUAGGAGCAGCGGCAGGCGACAAAAUGAUUUCCGGUGGAAAAAAAUCUGUUGAUAUAGUAGAAACUGUAGCACAUGGAGUUGUGGAGAAAGCGAAACAUACGAAGGAUGAUGUAACAGGGGAACUGAAAGAAGAUGCCGCACUUGUAAAGGAUACGCUUUCCACUAGUGUUGAUGCUGUUGCAGAUAGUAUGCAGUCAACGAAAGAUAAAGCUGGCAAAGAAACUAAAAAGGCUAAAGACAAAACAUCUGGAUUUUUCACUGGUAUUUUUAAGGGUGCUAAGCAAACAGUUGACGAUGCUUCUGAAGAUGUAAAAGAAUUCUUGGAGAAAACAAAAACCGAAGCUGCUGAAGAAAAAGCACGUGCAAAGGAAGUUGCUUCAAGAGCUACUAAAUCUGCGGAUGAUGCAAAAGAUAAGACAAUUGCUGGAAUUAAAGAGCUGAAAGAUAAAACAGUAGCAGGAGCAGCAGAUGUAAAAGACAAAACAUUAGCUGGCAUGAAAGAUGCAAAACAUAAAACUGUUGUUGCAACGGAAGAUAUCAAAGAGAAAGUAGGAUUUGGCUUAAAAGAUGCUAAAGAUAAAGUAGUAAGUGAAGCACAUGAUAUUACACAUAAGGCAGUAAUUGGUGUAAAAGAUGCAAAAGAAAAAACAGUGGAAGGAGUAGAACAUGUCACGAAAAAAACAUUAGCUGACGUAAAGGACGUCAAAGAUAAAGCAGUUGAUAUAGGAGCAGCGGCAGGCGACAAAAUGAUUUCCGGUGGAAAAAAAUCUGUUGAUAUAGUAGAAACUGUAGCACAUGGAGUUGUGGAGAAAGCGAAACAUACGAAGGAUGAUGUAACAGGGGAACUGAAAGAAGAUGCCGCACUUGUAAAGGAUACGCUUUCCACUAGUGUUGAUGCUGUUGCAGAUAGUAUGCAGUCAACGAAAGAUAAAGCUGGCAAAGAAACUAAAAAGGCUAAAGACAAAACAUCUGGAUUUUUCACUGGUAUUUUUAAGGGUGCUAAGCAAACAGUUGACGAUGCUUCUGAAGAUGUAAAAGAAUUCUUGGAGAAAACAAAAACCGAAGCUGCUGAAGAAAAAGCACGUGCAAAGGAAGUUGCUUCAAGAGCUACUAAAUCUGCGGAUGAUGCAAAAGAUAAGACAAUUGCUGGAAUUAAAGAGCUGAAAGAUAAAACAGUAGCAGGAGCAGCAGAUGUAAAAGACAAAACAUUAGCUGGCAUGAAAGAUGCAAAACAUAAAACUGUUGUUGCAACGGAAGAUAUCAAAGAGAAAGUAGGAUUUGGCUUAAAAGAUGCUAAAGAUAAAGUAGUAAGUGAAGCACAUGAUAUUACACAUAAGGCAGUAAUUGGUGUAAAAGAUGCAAAAGAAAAAACAGUGGAAGGAGUAGAACAUGUCACGAAAAAAACAUUAGCUGACGUAAAGGACGUCAAAGAUAAAGCAGUUGAUAUAGGAGCAGCGGCAGGCGACAAAAUGAUUUCCGGUGGAAAAAAAUCUGUUGAUAUAGUAGAAACUGUAGCACAUGGAGUUGUGGAGAAAGCGAAACAUACGAAGGAUGAUGUAACAGGGGAACUGAAAGAAGAUGCCGCACUUGUAAAGGAUACGCUUUCCACUAGUGUUGAUGCUGUUGCAGAUAGUAUGCAGUCAACGAAAGAUAAAGCUGACAAGGAAACUAAAAAAGCUAAAGAUAAAACAUCUGGAUUUUUCACUGGUAUUUUUAAGGGUGCUAAACAUACAGUUGAUGAUAUUUCUGAAGAUUUUAAAGACUUUUUGAACAAGACAAAAGUCGAAGCUGCGGAAGAUGAGGCACGUGCUAGAGGUGCUGCUUUACGUGCUGCUAAAUCUGUAGAUGAUAUGAAAAAUAAAACUGCCACCGAGGUCGAAGAUAUAAAAAAUGAAGCAGUAGUAGAUGCACAAGAUACUAAAGACAAGAUAAUGAUUGUUGUUAAAGAUGCAAAGGAUAAUAUUGUUACUACAACUCAAAAUGUCAAAGAAAAUGUAAGAUUUGGUACUGAAGAUGCUAAAGAGAAAGUAGUACAUGGAACUCGUGAAAUAAUGGAGAAAACAAUAUAUGAUGUAAAGGAUGUAAAAGGAAAAACAUUGGAAGGAGUCCAGGAUCUUACAAUAAGAACAGCAGCUGAUGUUAACGAUGUCAAAGAUAAAGCUGCUCUUACAGUUUCAGAUGCAAGAGAUAAAAUUCUUUUUGAAAAAGUGAAAGCUUCUGAUAAAAUUGGAAUCAUUGCUCAUGAAGUUAUAGAUGGUUCGAAAGAUGCUGUAGAGAAAGAACUGAAAGAAGAUGCAGAAGUUGUAAAGGGUUCAUUCGUUUCUGCUUCUAGUGUUGCAGAUGAUGUUCAGUCUGCAAAUGAUAACGCUGUAAAGGAAACUAAUAAAGCAAAAGACAAAGCAUCCGGAUUUUUUUCAUAUAUAAUUAAGGGAGCUAAACAUGUAGUUGAAGAUGUUUCUGAAGAUGUAAAAGAAUUCUUAGAAGAAACGAAACCUGAAGCUGCCGAAGAAGAAGUACGUACUAAAAUAACUGCUGCACGUGCUGCUAAGACUGUAGAUGAUGCAAAGGAUAAGACUGUUACAGGCGUAAAAGGCCUGAAAAAAGAAGCAGUGUCAGGAGUACACGAUAUUGAACAAAAGAUCGUCUCCAAUGUUACAUAUGCUAAAGAUAAAAAUUUUGCUAAAAUAGAGGACAUUAAUGAGAAGAUUACUGCUAGUGCGGGUGAUGCUACAUUUAUUAUAGUAGAAGAUACACAGUUAAUUACAAAACAAGCUGUCGGUAACAUGAAAGAUACGAAAGAUAAAUUUAUUGGUGCGGCUAAAGAUGUUAAUGAAAAGACUGAAUCUAGAGUAUCUGAUAUCACACAGAAAGCAGAGGCCGUUACAGUUUCUGCAAAUGAACAAAUUUUCUCUAUCGGAAAACAAAUAUCUGAUAAGAUAGAUUCGGCAGCGCAUGGACUUGUAGAUACGAAAGAUGCGAAGGGAACAGUUUCCAAAGAAAUAGAAGAAAAAGUACAAUCUAAUAAGGAAAUUGCAACUGGUGGUAGUGCUAUUGCUGACAGUGCUAAAGUAGCUAAAGUAGAAAAAACUUCUAAGGAGGCAAAGAAGAUUAAAGAGAAAGGAUCUGGAUUCCUAUCUGGUAUAUUUAAAAAUGCCAAGCAUACAAUAGAAGACGUUACUGAUGAUGUGAAAGAAUUUUUUGAAGAAACCAAAGCUGAAGCUGCAGCUGAAGAGGCGCGAACUAAAGAAGCUGCAGCACAUUCAGUCAAAAUGGCAAAAGACUUAAAAAAUAAAACUGCAGAUGUUGUUGAAGAUACUAAAGCAAGGGCAGUACCCGAAGUAUCUGGCAUUGCAUGCAAAAUUACAAGUAUCAUUUCUUCUGGUAAUAAUCUCCUUCCUAGUGAAUUUGAAGAUAAUCGAAAAAUUAAUGAAAAAUUCGGAGAUAGAACAACUACUACUAUUAGUAGUGAAAUAAUUCCUUCUACAAAAGAGGUUUCUACAACAUUUUCAGAAGGUUAUAUUUUUCCUACGUCCACAGUCGAUCCAAAAUCUAGUGUGAGUACAAUUAGUUCCGUUGUUAGUAGUGGUCAGGAUUUGAUAUCACGAGAUAGAUCGAAAAAGAUUUCACGCAUUCCACAACGUGUUAAUACUUCUCCUGAUGAUAAAACUGAACAAUUAAGUACAAAUUUGGGUUCAGAUAGGGUAGUUGUGAUAUCUAGAGAAUUAGAGCACCUUGAACCUCACACAAGGCAAUCCGUCACCACAGUCGUUACAAAGUCUGUGCGGACGGCAGCAACACCACCACCCAGUCUCGCCGAGUUCACUGACAGUAGAAUCGAAGAUGUAACAGAGGAAGCUGCUAGACGAGCACAAAACCUUGUUCAACAAACAUAUUCUGUAACAAAACCAGACCUGAAGACAUCGGAAUGCGAGAUUGAUAGAAGUUAUAUGAAAGCAGGAAAAUCAGAAAGCGAUGAACGAGACACAUGGACGCAAGCCGGAGUGGCAGAAUACUCGUCCAUUAAUAAUUCCGAGCAAUGGGAGACGCAGCUUUCUUUAGACACAUCACCUGGUUCUGGUAAUGGUGACAUUUAUACAAAAAACGAUAGUUUGCGGCACGAAUUGAACAGCGAUACAGAUAGUGACGGUUCUCCUCGGCCAAGAAGAAGAUCCCCAUGCAAGAGACGUACUUUGGGCAGUUCUAGCGGGUCGGACGUAGCACUGCACGAAGGUGCGGAACUGUCCCCAUUGGAGGACGACCAAGGUACCACAUUCACAGCUAACCUUCUAAAAUCUGACUUUUUGCAACAAAGCGAGCCAACCUUUGUAGAAACAAUAACGACCGAAAUGGAUCCCUUAACGCAGGAAAGAGUAACAAGAACGAUGCAAGUAGUGACGACAACAACGACGAUACCAAUGGCAGGUGGCAUAGCUGUGACGGACGAUUUGCGGGAAUCAAUGCAGAAAAUAGUCGACCAAUUUAUGGCAGAGGAAAGGAAAGGCCAGUAAAGAUGUGAAAGAUGAGAAGCUCGAAAAAAAAUAAUAAUAAUAAUAACAAUAAUAAUAAUAGAAAAAGAAACAGAUUCAAAAAAGAAACAGUCGUCAAAAGAAUAUAAAAUUCCUCUAAGGGAAUAAUAUUUUCUUUUGCGUUGACUUAACGAAGCAUCUGUUCGAACAAAAUACUCCAUUAAAAUUCACUAUCCAAUAAAAUAAAUAAAGCUCUUCAUUCUCGCGACGUUUCCUGAGAAAUAAACAAGGCAUAUACUAUGUAUGUAUUGUAAGACGUUAUAUCGUCACGCCGCUUAUGGCCUACGCUUCGAAUUUGCUUGCCCUUCCGUUCUAUUUCGUUGCCUUAUAUCUUUUGUGUUUGAACUGGUAAUUAUUAUUAAUAAUAUAUGUAUGUAUGUAUAUGUCGUUGCUAGUCCGACUAGCUCUCUGCUAGUCUUCACUAUGCCAACCCGUCCACGUACAACGCCUUCUCUCGUGUUGUUCAAAACAAAAUAAGGAAACGAAUUGUUUUUGCCUUCAAAUAAAAAGUUAUCAAGGCAAAUCAAAGUAUCGAUCGAACAACUAAAAAAUCAUAUUGAAAUUAAAAAACGAAACGAUGAUAAAUGCGUCUUAUUCGAAGACGUCUAUCUGAAACGAACGAUAUGCCAUGGCGAAAGCAAAUAUUAUAUUUAUAAUGUAUAAUGAAAUCUCGAUAAUAUAACGAAAUUAAACGACAGAUUUUACAUUGCGGCUUUGCUAAUUGGUCGCUGGGGAAUCUGCUUUAGCUUUAGAAUGACUGUAAUGUCUAUCUGCGCAAUACAUCGCUUAAUUAGAAUAGUAAACUUUUAUUCAUAUUUCCGACAGUGAAUUUCGCAGAUGAUCUUGUUGUCACUUGCCUCAGAAACAAAUUAAGUGCACAAUAAAUUGUAGGAUCGAUGAGUCGUUUCUGAUUCAAUUGACAACGAGAAACGAAUGUUUUUAUUAAUCGAGGCGCAAUGUAACUGUAAUUUAUUUAAAGAAUAUUUCCUAACAAUUUUUAAUUAUAUAUAUAUAAUAAUUUCUUAGCAUAACUUAUACAAAUGUACUAUUAUACAGUUGUAAUAAUGACAAGAUUAUAACACGAAUAUUUUAUUUAUAUAGCUAAAAAAAGAAGAGAAGAAAUCAUUGGUAUAAUGUUACAUGCGUAAAUUUUGAAAUGAGAGUAAUGUUGUUGGCAAUCUGUCCAUAUGAAUUGUAUAAAAUAUAAAAAAAAAACGAGGCAGCACGAUGAUUAUGAAAAAUAUAUUGUUUAAAUUUAUUAGUUUGAAUUUGUCUCAGUGAAAGUGUUAGCUUUCAAUGUACAACACAAUUAAAAAAAAAAAGUACAGGAAAAAAUAAUAUGUGUAUUAAAAAAAACGUUACGAAUAUGACAUUCGAUUUAUGUAUGAUACAUUGAAAGAUAUAAUUAUUACAUAUACGAAAUUUAUAACUUAUUACUUGUAAUGACUGUUAAACUACAAUUAAUAGACUUGCCUAGAGCCUAUUUGACCUAAGGACCAAAGGCACAAUCACGCGCGCAUGAAAAUGAAUGAAACGCUCCAAUGUAUUGUAACAUUUAGUGUAAUUUCACGAAUGUUGUAAUACUGGUAUUUAAACAUUCUGGGUAAAUCAAACUACUGAUUACAUCGCGAAAGAAUAACUAUUUUCCAUAAUUUAUGUGCAAAAACGCAUUAACAUCUGCUAAGAAAGAAAUGUCUCGUAAAUACAAGAGUGGUAAUUAUAAUAUAAUUACUACAAUUCGGGACGAAAAUUAAACAUAACCCUUUGACGAUAUUCGAUAUUUGGUAUUCAUUCGCGUACGGAAAAGUUAUUAAAAAUAUUUCAACCUUUAGCGAAGAUUAUCCAAUUAUACCAGCAGAUUUUGCGCAACAGCGUAUAAUCAAAAUAAUGGUAAAAACUCCAUAAAUCGGUAAGUUAUAUUAGCAUUAGAUCAAGAGAGACAAAGUUACGUCAAAGGGUUAAUAUCUUCUACUUUGUUAUGCAUUGUUACAGUAAGUUAAAGAGACCAAUCUAUAGUAUAUCAUUAUUUCUUGUAAUAUAUCUUAUAUUACAUGAUAUAUAGGUCUAAGAAGUAUUUAAUUUUCAAUCUCGCAUUAGUAGUUUUCACAGAUCCUAUAAUUUUGUACAGUCCACUUUUUCUGAGUAACAUGACAUGCACGCAAUCAGCAACAGCCAUUUUACUCUGUGCUAUUUACAUAUGUCUUUGCUAUUUAAUAUAUUGUGUUAAGUUAUAAUAUUGUAAUGGCAUUGCACGGCAUUAUAUCAACCAAAAA
Molecule: messenger RNA, 21824 nt
Organism: Vespa mandarinia (Asian giant hornet)
Lineage: Eukaryota; Metazoa; Arthropoda; Insecta; Hymenoptera; Vespidae
Biological process (GO): lipoprotein metabolic process; signal transduction; lipid transport
Cellular component (GO): extracellular region
Molecular function (GO): protein binding; lipid binding
Source: RefSeq, a predicted model, not a curated record